AUGGGUGACACAGGUGGACGCAGAUCUGAGGAUACAAAAGGAGCGGUACACCAGAUGCCCUUCCCUGACAACACGUUUGUCCCACUACUCGUCCUCGCUCUCCUCAUUGUUGCGACACAUGCCGCAAAAUGUCCGCAACAGUGUGUGUGCGACCAGAUCCAGCUCACCGUCACCUGUGUCAAUAAGAACCUGACUGAGGUUCCUCCCACGGUGGACGAGAUUACAGUGAAACUGGACCUCCGAGGGAACGACAUCCAAGAACUCCCCACUGGAGCGUUCAGACACACCCCGUACCUGACUCACCUGUCUCUGCAGCGCUGCAACAUCCGUCGGGUGAAGGAAGGCGCGUUCCGAGGCCUGGGCCGCUUGGUCUUCCUCAAUCUGGCAAACAACAACAUUGACAUCCUCUACCAGGAAUCUUUCGACGGUCUGUCCUCACUGAAACAGCUCAUGAUUGACCGAAACCGCGUUGAGGAGAUUCAACCUGGAGCAUUCGCACAGCUAGGCUUCCUCAACCUGCUCUCACUGACACACAACCAGCUGGUCUACAUCCCCAACAUGGCUUUCCAAGGCUUGCAGAACAUCAAGUGGCUUCGCCUCAGCCACAACUCUCUAAACUACUUGGACAUUGAAGCCUUCGCUGGCUUGUUCACGCUCAACCGGCUCAGUCUGGACCACAACGAGUUGCAGUUUUUUCCCACCGAAACUAUGACAAGACUGCCAGAAGUGACCCGCCUGGAUUUGAGCUACAACCCUAUGACUUACCUGGGCGAGGAAUCUGUGUCCAUGGCCAAACUAAGCCACCUCUUCCUGGACCAUAUGUCCCUGCAGGACUUGGCCAACACUGCUGUAUCCAAAUCCCCUAGUCUAACUCACUUGGACCUGAGCCACAACCAGCUACGUGUCAUCCAACCCUUCUCGGAAGGCACCCCGAAGUUGGCACGUCUCCACCUGACCGGAAACCCCGUCUACUGUAACUGCUACAUGCGUCCGCUCAGGGAAUGGGCGAUUCGUAGUAAGGUGAAGCUGGUCGGCACAUGCGCGGGGCCUUUACACCUGUCCGGGGAGCUCCUUGAGGCUAUCCAACCUCCUGAGCUACGCUGUCAGAGCCAGGAGGCCAUGCUGAAAGCAGAGUUUGAAGAGGCGAGUAGAAGAGGGCCGCCACCGACUGAAGAGCCAGAGCGCAAAGUCAAGUGUCCUUCAAACUGUGUCUGUGAGGCCGAGAUACACCAUUCCUCCUGCGAGAACCACGGCCACACCAAAGUUCCUCGAGGUUUCUCUCCCGACACGCGCCUCCUGGACCUGCGUGGGAAUAACUUUCACUACAUCCCAAGCAACAGCUUCCCUGGAGUUUCCCAGGUGGUUUCCUUGCACCUGCAACGCUGCAAGAUCGUAGAGUUGGAGGACGGCGCAUUCAGUGGCAUGAAGGGCCUCAUCUACUUGUACCUCUCGGAGAAUCUCAUCUCCUCUCUCAGCCCUGAAGCAUUUAAAGGACUCCCACAGCUGACUUACCUGCACCUGGAGAAGAACAACUUCACCAUCUUCCCAAAAGGAUCUUUUAAACUACUUCCGGGCCUUCUCGCGCUUCAUUUGGAAAACAACUCCAUUGCCAAGCUGGAAGCCAACUCUCUAAACGGUGCCGAGGGCCUCAGAGCUCUCUACCUCACUGGGAAUGUCAUAGACCACGUGUCACCUAAGGCUUUGGAGCAGGCCACUGACCUCGAUACGCUCCACCUGGCUGGCAACAAGCUCAAAGAGGUGCCUACUGAAGCCCUGAGAAAGUUGAAAAACAUGAAGGACCUCAGGCUGUCGGGGAACACCAUUCGCUGGGUGGGACCAAAUGCUUUCCAGCCUUUGGGAAUAUCACUAAGGGAGCUUUAUUUGGAUAACAUGGGGUUGGAGAAGAUGUCACAUAGCUCCUUGGCAGGCUUGGGUUCAGGUUUGAGGAGCCUUUUCCUGGAGGGCAACAAUCUGGAAGAAGUGCCAGACCUCCAUCCGCUCACCUCUUUGGAGGUCAUCAACCUAGCAGAUAACCCACUGAUGUGCGACUGCCCUCUGCUGCCACUACGCCUCUGGAUUGAGAAAGUCAACCUAAAGGUACGAGCCACCUGCGCCAACCCCCCUGAGCUGAAGGGUCGCAGGGUCAAAGACGUCCACGUUUUCAAGGCCUGCCCAGGAGGCGAAGCUCUUCCUUCUGCUCCGAGCGCUAAAACGCCCAAGGCCACGAAACCCAAGCCGAUGCACCUCAGUAGAGCUAAGCAGGGCAAGAUGCUCAAAAGUAAACUUCCCAAGAAACCAAAGACGAAAGUGGCGAAGAAAAGCAAGAGACUGAGCAUGGCGUGA
Nerophis lumbriciformis (worm pipefish) is the source of this 2343-nucleotide messenger RNA. The record is from RefSeq and is a predicted model, not a curated record. NCBI's taxonomy places the organism in Eukaryota, Metazoa, Chordata, Actinopteri, Syngnathiformes, Syngnathidae.